ACUUUGGAUGAGAGUAAAGUUUUGUAAUAUUUCUAUGGGCAGAAUCAGAUACCCACGAGUGUUAAUCCAGAACACAAGUUUCUCUUGGCACCUAAUUGGUUUAUAAGCAAUCUAUGUAAAUUGCAAAAUUAUAGACACUGAUGGACGAAUCAUCACGAUGUUAGAAUUGAGGGCAUCAAUUGAGAACUCUAAAAGACAAGGGCAUAUAUCUGAAAACUUUCUCCGCGAAGUAUUAAAACAUUAAAGGACCGUUUUGCAAUUCAUAAGAAUAUAGUGGGGUCUUUAGAAACUUUCAAAUUUAUUGGGGAGGUUUUGCGUUUUACUUAAAAGUCCAAAACCAUCGCUCUAUUCGUAACGCCGGACGAUUCUGCCGGAGAUCGGAAAAUAGGGAAAUCGGGGUAAAAGAUCAAAGCUUUGACAAUGGUGAGAUUAAGCAGAGUGCUGCUAAAAGACGCCGGAAACGUAAUCGACAAGACCCUCUCGGAGAUUCUAGUGUGCCCUCUCUCUAAGCAACCUUUAAGGUUUUGCGAGAAGACGAAAUCACUUGUCAGCGAUACUAUUGGUGUCUCUUUUCCUAUGAAAGGUGGGAUUCCAUGCUUGGUUCCAAAGGAUGGAAAAAUACUUGAGGAGGAAAGUGAGGCAUCCAAAAAAAAUAUAAAAUGAUCAGAGUGAAAAGGUAAUAUAUAACUUGCAUCUGCAGCGACUUAUCAAUGGUUCUUUCUGUCUUCACAUUUUAGGCUUGUGAGCUCUUUUAAGUUUUGAUGGGAAACAUUGAUGUACGCAAUUGAAAGACAGUGUGGGAGUUGUAGUUUCAGGGGAAUGUAACUACCUUUUCUUCUUUUGUUUCUUGAAAUCUAGGAUUCUUAUUGACUGGAAUGAAAGUAAAAGCAUGAUUUAUAGUAUUGGAUACCCUAUUCGAGGGGCUCUAAGUUAAGUUUUACCACAUAAUGUGAGGAUAGAUUCUAGUCA
Camelina sativa (false flax) is the source of this 969-nucleotide messenger RNA. RefSeq lists its product as uncharacterized. Lineage: Eukaryota; Viridiplantae; Streptophyta; Magnoliopsida; Brassicales; Brassicaceae. The record is from RefSeq and is a predicted model, not a curated record.